AUGCUGUAUGAAUCUUCUGGUCUCAAAUCCUUUCCGGCGUCUAUCCUGCAAAACUGGCAAGAUCAUAUUAAGAACAUUUCCAAGCUCACGGACCAAGAUCCAUACGCCGAAACAUCAGCCGUCUGCGUACAGGACCUUGAUGACUUCAAUCUUGAAGGCGUCGACGACGUCCUGGUCCCCGUGCUCACGGACUCAGAUCCACUCCCUGACUUGCAGCAGCGUCGCUUGAGAGUGGGGCAAAACCCGACGGGCGCUUCAAUAACCUUACUCGUGUGCGAGAUCAUCCCCCUAAAUGAGAAACAACGCAUCGCCGUGGAAAGGGUACUGGCCGAAGUACUCAUCUGCGCCAAUCAUCCGUAUGAUUCUUCGCAGCGGAAACAAACCCUCCUCUACGUAGGAGGUGAAGGUGGAGUGGGCAAGAGCCAGAUAAUCAAAGCGAUUGUCGCCGCGAUGGAUCUGAUCCGCCGCAAGAACGAGAUCAUCCUGAUGGCCCCAACAGGCGCAGCGGCCGAUGUCAUUGGAGGAAGCACAUAUCAUACAUCCCUUGGGAUUUCUUUAAACCGGUAUCGACGAACCGGAGUGGGACCAAGGGUCCGCAGGCUAUGGUCGCGAAAAACAAUUAUGAUCAUAGACGAGGUAAGCAUGGUGGAUCUCUCCGCACUCAGCAUUAUCAACACCCACUGCAAGAUCGCGCGAUACCUUGAUAGAUCCUCUCCAGACCUCUUCGGUGGUCUGCCCAUGGUUAUUCUCAUGGGAGAUUUUUACCGAUUACCGCCAGUCCAGGGCCAAACCUUGUGGAAACUCCCAAGGAAUGAAACCGAUCAGGACGGAAAACUUAUCUGA
Molecule: messenger RNA, 843 nt
Organism: Penicillium antarcticum
Lineage: Eukaryota; Fungi; Ascomycota; Eurotiomycetes; Eurotiales; Aspergillaceae
Exons: 1
Coding region: 1-843 (280 amino acids)
Biological process (GO): telomere maintenance; DNA repair
Molecular function (GO): DNA helicase activity
Source: RefSeq, a predicted model, not a curated record